AGGACAAGCUUUUCAGAAAACAGAGAGGAUUUUAUGCAUGAGACUUUGAUGUUCUAGAAGGAAAAGAUCUCAAGCUUGCCUGCUUCUGCCAGCAAGCAAAUGGACAUGAAUGGUUGAAGCAGGAUUGUCUACAUCAGAAGAAACCCCAGAGGAAAAAAAUAAUCAAGCACGAUGGCCUCCAGUCCAUUUUCAAAUUGUGGUUAUGUUGACAGUAAUGUGGAUACUAAUGGAACAGGAAUGAUUCUAACAAGUGGUUUCACUCUUUUGAUCAGCCUCUUUGGAAUUGCGGGCAACGGGAUCGUCAUCUGGUUUCUUGGCUUUUGCAUCAAGAGGAAUCGUUUCACCACCUACAUCCUGAAUCUCUCCGUUGCUGAUGUUGGUGUGGCCGUGUCUCUGAUUGCUAUUAAUGUAUAUUGGUUUAUAGGUAAAUUUUCUUCUACAAACUAUGAAGAUCCACUAAAGACAGUAUUCCGUAGUGGUUUCCUCUUCACCUACAGCGCAAGUCAAUUUUUCCUAACAGUCAUCAGCAUUGACCGGUGUGUGUCUAUCUUCUUUCCACUUUCGUAUCAUUACCACCAGCCAAAACACUUGCCUGUCAUUUUGUGUGUCAUAAUAUGGACCCUCCCCUUGCCAUUUUUAGCAGCGCAUCUCACCCUCUAUCUGAACAACAAGAACUGUAUUAUCUGGUACCUCCAAUUUCUCCUGAAUCUCGUGUUUUUCAUCCCAGGCAUGAUUAUCUCCACAAGUGCCAUAUUAAUCAAAGUCUGCUUAAUAUCACCACAGUACAAGCGGCGAAAGCUUUUGUAUGCCAUCUUGCUCGCUCUCUCCUUUUUCCUCCUUUUUGCUUUUCCAAUGAAUGUCAUUCAGUGUUUGUACCUGAGUAACGUAUAUUUUGGCAGCCUUUAUUACUUUGAAUUUGGGUAUAUUUGUGCCUCCUUGAACAGUGCUAUUAACCCAUUCUUCUACUUCCUGGUAGGGAGAGAGAAGAAGGGUCAGCAAAGGAGGAGAAUGCAGAAAAUAUUGGAGCAGAUGUUUAGGGAUGAAGAAGACAGCAAAGAAUCUGAAAUCCCAGCUUCUAUUCCGAAAACUAUACCUCCUUAAAAGAGUAAAGUUUCCAGUCCUUAGGAUACAGGCUUCUUGAUACUUUAGGAAAAUUAGGAAAACCUAUAUAUAUAAGAAAUUAUAUAACUUUAGCAGAAUGCAGAAAUGGGGACUAAUUUCCUUAGACUAGAUGUCCAUCUGGAAGUUGAGUCAUGUCAACUGGAUUUCUUUCUUACUAGGU
Molecule: messenger RNA, 1282 nt
Organism: Pogona vitticeps (central bearded dragon)
Lineage: Eukaryota; Metazoa; Chordata; Lepidosauria; Squamata; Agamidae
Source: RefSeq, a predicted model, not a curated record